CCUAGAGGUUCCGGCUGGGCAAAGAAACUCGAACCCGGUUAUCUAGUUGUCUCCACCACCGGUGCGCAGUCCGGUGCCCAAACCUGCUCUGGCGGGAACUGUGCAGCCCACGAUAAGGUUAUAUCAAUAAACGAUGGUAGAGACAGUAGCUCAUAGCGCUUCAGUGGAUGGCCUGGCCGAUCACCCGCCCCUCUUAGGCCAUCCUGUUUAUAAUGGGGAGCCACCAGCGCCAGGUCCUGAAGAGCGGAUGAACCCAUUUGUCGCCAUCAUCUUGCUUUAUGGUAUCAUGCUGCUCAUGGUCGGAGCUCAGGUGAGUGCGGGCUUUGGCUUGGGGUGUUGUUGGGGUUACGUGUCACAGACCGUAAUGCCUUGGCCUUACGCAAUUGCCUUGCGUAACUAUUCAAUUAGGCUGGUGCACCACUGCAUGCAUCAGAUAGGCGCAUGGUGCUUUAAUGCAAAUUAUGCAUAUCUGAUACCCAUGCAACCGUUACCCUUCCGCAAGACCAAGUACGCCGCUUCUCUUGUGGGCAUAAACCUCGCUACCCCUUGUCGCUCCCGUCCGUAAGGUCUAGCUACACCCUAGUUUCAUAGCUUGCCUGCAUGCACGUUGUGCAGUGACCACAUCCAUCCCAUAUUUGUUUGUCAUCUCCUGCAGCUUGUAGGCGUGCUGCUCAAUACCUUUCCACACACUUGAUGAGCAAUGCCUCUUAAGUCCUGCCCCCGACACCUGCUCCCUGCCUGCCUUGCUCGUCCCAGACAGCGCUGUUUAUCUGGAAGAAGAAGCACCGCAAGUCCUAUGAGCUGGUGACGCUGCUGGGCAUGUGGCUCAUGCCGGCGCUCAUAUCGGUGCACCUGCGCUUCUACCGCUUCCUGGUGGUAUGGGCCAUCUUCUCGGCCAUUGCCGGCCGCCUCAUAUGGACGUGUGCGCAAAAGAAGAUGUCGCGCACCACGCCGCGGCGGGUGUACACCUUCUUCCUGGGCUUGUAUCGCGUCUGCAAGGUGGUGGGCGUCACCGGCUACGCCUUUGUGUUGGCGGAGAUGUUUGGGUUAGGGCCGCUGCUGCACCUGCUUUUCCCCAAGGACCUGGCCAUCGACCUGGUGUGGUACGGCCUGUACUUUGGGAUCCUAGGUCGCGACUGCGCCCAGGUGGCGACAGACAGCUUGUCUUCGCGGCUGGGCAUGGAGGGGCGGCAGCUGGCCACCCGCAUCAACAACUGCGGCAUCUGUGGGAACGAGCUGUGUGACGAGCUGGUGCCGGUGGCAGGAACUGGGGAGGAGCCGGUUGCGAAGCCAUCGCCGGAACGCACGGUGCAGUUGUCGUGCAAGCACUGUUUCCACGACCUAUGCAUUCGGGGCUGGACCAUGGUGGGCAAGAAGGACACUUGUCCCCAGUGCAGCGAGAAGGUAGACCUCCGCUCCAUCCUGGCGGAUCGUCCCUGGGAGACCCACAACAUUACUUGGAUUCAGAUGAUGGACGGCAUCCGGUACCUGGUUGUCUGGAAUCCAAUCAUCUUCACGGCGUUGUCCUUCCUGCUGCACAUAUUCGGGCCGCACCGCCACAACGGUGCUCACGGGGUCGAUUCGGCACCCCUGGUUGGGCCCCCCGGCCUGCACACGCUUGGAAACGCCACAUUGACGCCAGCAGUGCUCUUGGCUGCCAACACGAGCGGUGGCGUCAACCUGACACAUCCGCAUUUGUGAUGUCGGCAUGCCAGGGGUGUGUUUGGCCACGCGUUGCUCUGCCUUUUGUUUUUGACAGGGGCCAAUCCAGCUGGGAAUCGUAGGUCUGGGCAUGAUUUGGAGUAGGGGAUUAGUCGAGAUGCAGGGCUAACUGUCGCUGGACGUCAGUCGUUACGUAACGAACGAUUUUGAUGGGUGAUGGCAAGUUCGUGAUGCGGAUCGCUGGUUCGAAAGCACGAUACAGAAGUACAGAGACCAACGCAGUGGUCGGAGUAGUCAUGUUCUCAUGACCAUGGCCUGCAUAUUAGCAGACGGUUAAAACCUAAUCUAUAAGCUCUACAUCUCCC
Molecule: messenger RNA, 2027 nt
Organism: Astrephomene gubernaculifera
Lineage: Eukaryota; Viridiplantae; Chlorophyta; Chlorophyceae; Chlamydomonadales; Astrephomenaceae
Source: the annotation of a GenBank genome assembly